Mytilus californianus (California mussel) is the source of this 2527-nucleotide messenger RNA. RefSeq lists its product as uncharacterized. Gene Ontology annotation, molecular function: DNA binding. NCBI's taxonomy places the organism in Eukaryota, Metazoa, Mollusca, Bivalvia, Mytilida, Mytilidae. Bases 337 to 2235 code for a protein of 632 amino acids. The record is from RefSeq and is a predicted model, not a curated record. Gene Ontology annotation, cellular component: nucleus. The transcript is spliced from 3 exons.
CUGGUGGAGAGUUGUCUCAUUGGCAAUCAUAUCACAUCUUAUUUUUAUAGUAAUAAAUAUUACUGGUCAGUAGUUUAAGAAAAAAUUCUCUGUAGAUUGAAGCUGCAUGUGCUUAGAUUGAUCUCUUGCAUAAAAAUAAAAUAAAAUGUUUUCCUGCCUGCUUUCUCUUUGAAAUUUCUUACAUUAGGGGGAAUCAGCAUUCAAUUUCUGGGUACAGAUUUGUUUUAUACAGACGGACAACCACCAUUUCUAUAUUGCCCACACCACACGCAAGACAGGGGACAAAAAUACACUAGUUAUCAACCAUCAAAAAUCGGAAAUACUUCAAUACAUAUAAUGACUAAGUGUGUUAUUGACAUAUACAUAUAUAUAUGUAUAUUUCUACUUUUAGGGAUGCCUAAAAAAAAGCAAUACCUGCAGGAGUCUCUUGAUAAAGCUGUUGGUGCAGUGAAUUCUAACAAAAUGAGCAUUUCAAAAGCAGCUAAAGAAUAUGGGGUUCCGCGGACAACUAUAUCCGACCAUGUCAAUGGAAAAUACGACAACCAUUUGAAUGGGCCUUCAAAAAUGCUAACAGAUGAGGAAGAGACAUCCUUGAUCAACUAUGUCAAGUAUAUGUCUGAAAGGGGUUUCCCAUUGACGAGAAGGAUGUUGAAGGCAUUUGUUCUUUCAAUCGUGGAAAAAUCAGGCAGGAAAACACUAUUUAAUAUGGACAAAGGUCCGAGCAACAAAUGGAUCAACAAACUCCUGAACAGACACAGGGAACUGUCGGAAAAACUUCCUGAACAGCAGGACAAAGCCAGGAGGCGUAUGUCGAAUGUCACAGUUGUGGACCAGUAUUUUAAACUGCUUUCUGACACAGUUGAUAGUUUAGGUUUGACAAAUAAACCUAACCAAAUCUUUAAUUGUGAUGAAUCUGGGUUCAGUGGCAAAGAAAAAAGUAAAGAAAAAGUUUUAACACUAAAAGGUUCCCAUAGUUAUCAGCAAAAAGUGAUGGUGCAUGGUCACAUCACUGUACAUAUGUGCAUAGGUGCUGAUGGACAUGUCCUUCCAUCUUUUAUCAUUUUUGACGACUGCCUUCCACACAGGAACUUUAAAGAUGGUGUUCCAGAUACCUGGCUGUACGGCUCAUCUGAAUCAGGUUAUAUGGACACAGAGUUAUUUGAAAACUGGUUUGACAAAGUGUUCCUCCCAUUCUGUGGAACCAGAAGACCAGUGUUAUUAAUAUUUGACAACCAUGACUCACACAUUAGUAUCGACCUGAUUGAAAAGGCUAAGGCAAACAACAUCCACAUUAUUGGCUUACCACCACACACUACUCAUCUGCUUCAGCCCCUUGAUGUUGCCAUCUUUGGUCCCUUGAAAGAAAAGGUCAACCAAUUAGCUGUGACAGUGGGAAACCUGAACAAGUCUGCCACCAUAGGCAAAGCAAAGUUUCCUGCUUUAUUAAGCACUGCAAUUGACCAGACUUUAUCCUUAGCACGUGUGAAAGAGUCUUUUAGGAAAUCUGGAAUGUAUCCUGUAGACAGGUCCAUAAUUCCCAAUUCUCAACUAGCUCCAGCAGACUUUCAUAAAACUGAAAAGGGAAAUAAAGAGAUUACAGAUGUAGAUGUUACAAUUAUCACUAGUAAUGAGCACCAGGAAUCAACAAUUCUUUGUCACUGUUGUGGCAACACUUUAACAUACACAACAGAAACUGAGCUGAACAAAACAACAGAAAAUCCACUCGUUACAAAAAACUUAAUCCCAAAAAGUUUAGCUGAUGUGUUGUUACCCCCUGCAAAUCCAUCUCAGGCAAAAAAAACUUCUAGUAAAAUUGUAACAGAAGCAAGAGUCAUUACAGGGGAUGAAAUGCUACAGAAACUGCAGUAUAAGCAUGAUGAAGCAAAAAAGUUGGAAGAAGAGAAAGAAAAGAGGAAAACAGAAAGAGCGAGAAAGAAGGAAGAAGCUGAAGUUUUAAAGGAGGCAAAGAAGGAGGAAAGAGAAAGGAAGAAAAGAGACAGAGAAUUGAGAGACACUGAAAAAGAAGACGAAAGAGAGAGGAAGAGACAGAGGAAGGAAGAAAAAAGAAAUAAGCAAUCUAACCAACAAAUCACUGCUCAAGUCCACCAGUAUGCUACAUGUAGUAAUUCAUCUGUAGACAGUAGAAGAAGUAGCAGAGUGAAGACACCUUUAAUAAGGGAAGAGUUUUUACAAUUUGAUAGUGAUAUUGACAUUAUUGAGACAAUGGAAGAAUAGGGAAUAAAACAAAAAUCUAUCCAAAGACUCUUGUCAUACUGAAUUUGAAGAACUGUGCAAUUUGUUUUUAAAUAAUGUUUGAGAUCGCAAUUGCAUUUUAUUGAUUUAAAUUUCAUACUGUUCAUAACAAACUUAUUGCUGCAAUAUUGAUAAAAUUUUGAUAACACAAAUAUCUUCUGUAGGGGAUACAAUCAAUUUUUUCACUUCUAUAUUUCAUGUAAAUUUUAAGCUACAGAAAAUCAUAUUUUUUCCUAAUCUUUAAAUUCAACAUAUUGAUUAGAUUACCUUUAUU